Messenger RNA from Labeo rohita (rohu), 3393 nucleotides. It is a transcript of the gene trip6, whose product is annotated as thyroid hormone receptor interactor 6. The record is from RefSeq and is a predicted model, not a curated record. Bases 395 to 2128 code for a protein of 577 amino acids. Gene Ontology annotation, biological process: positive regulation of non-canonical NF-kappaB signal transduction. The transcript has 11 exons. NCBI's taxonomy places the organism in Eukaryota, Metazoa, Chordata, Actinopteri, Cypriniformes, Cyprinidae.
ACUAAAAUGAAACCGAGAGAGAACUUAAAAGUACUUCACAAGUGUAUUAGGCUAGCCACAAACCUAAAGUAAACACAGCUUGCUGAUAGUGUUUAGUCACAGCGUGUGAGAGUGUUCCUUUUAGAAGAAAAAAAAUCUCGGUUAAAUCAGCCGGGGCGACUUGGAGUAUUCGCAUUAUCCAACAAACAAAUAAACUGUAAACUGGAUGUUAUGUUGCUCACGGAUAAAGUGGACGAUUUAGGCUAUUCGUGUAUGUUUUAUCUAAUGUUUAGGGAGUUUAUUUAUAAUGUUUAACAGUUUUGUUAAUACAUUCUGCUUUGUGAUGAAAACGAGGCGAGGCGAAGCAGAUGCUCGGUAGACUGGGAGUCUGCAGCGUUUUCAAGAGAAGCCUGGUAUGUCUGGCCCCAACUGGCUGCCUCCAAAAACCCUGGGUAGCCCAGAUAGAGCCACAGCACCAAUGUCACACUCUGGCCCCGCUCUCUACAGACCUCCCAAGAAAGGUCUGCCAGACCAGAGGCCCAAAUAUAACAUGUAUGACCAGAAUGGUGGAAUGGGAGGAAAUGGAAUGCCUGUAAGAUAUAUGGCCACUGGACCUUCAGGUGGAACCAUGCAACACCAACACCAACAUCAAGAUGAUCGCUCAGGGUCUACUACCUACAACCCCUUGUCUCCCCAAUUAGGAGACCGAUACUAUUCUCCAGGCCAGGGGCCCAAAGAAGACCACCACACAUGGAACCCCCGCAUGGCCAGCCAUGAACUUCAUAAUCGGGGAUCAGAGAAGCACAUCUCUGCUAUUGAUGCAGAGAUAGACUCUCUUACAUGCAUGCUGGCUGACCUGGACAGUCACCCUCAGAACUCAAGCACACAGUUGUAUGACAAUGUGCCUUACAGCAAGCACCUCCCUAUUGACCGCUAUAACCCUCCUAACCAAAUGGGGGCUCCACCAUCAAGCAGGCCCUCAAUGGGCUACCCCCCUCCACUCCAAAACCAGUACCACCCCGCCCCACCUUACACCUCUACCCCUCAGCCAGAAUAUGUUUACUCUUCGGCCGCCUCUUCCGUCCACAAACCUUACCCACAACCGGUGCCUGCCUCCUACACCACCGCCUCUACCCCUACUGGUCCACGCUUCACCGUACAGGUGAAAACGGCUCAGCCCGUCACCUAUUCACAAAGCGGCCGACAGGCAGAGCAAGCUUACACCCCGCCACCACCCCGUCAGCAUGCCUCUCGUCCCCCUCAGCAAGAACGGCCACAUUAUGAGCCACAGGGACAGGCCUGGUACCCACCGCCUCCACCUCCUGUACAAGAACCCCAUGGAGAUCCAGCUGCCUAUAAGGGGGGAUCAGGUAAUAUGUCAGGAGGAAGAGCCAGCCAGGGACCGCCGGUGAAAAAGAGUCAAGACCAAGUGUCGGCAUAUCAAUCUAGCAAGCAGGUGGCAGCACCACAUCCAGAGGAAGAGUUGGAUCGACUCACCAAGAAGUUGGUGUAUGAUAUGAAUCAUCCCCCUACUGAGGAAUAUUUUGGUCGAUGUGCUCGGUGUGGAGAUAAUGUUCUGGGAGAUGGCAGUGGCUGUAUCGCUAUGGAGCAGGUGUUUCAUGUGGAGUGUUUCACCUGUAUCACCUGUCAUGCCCGUCUGAGAGGCCAGCCCUUCUAUGCACUAGACAGGAAGAGCUACUGCGAGAGCUGCUACAUAAGCACACUUGAGCGCUGUUCGAAAUGCUCUGAGCCCAUCCUAGACCGGAUCCUGAGGGCGAUGGGAAAGGCUUACCACCCUCGCUGUUUCUCAUGUGUGGUUUGCGGCUGUUGCUUGGAUGGAGUGCCUUUUACUGUGGAUGCCACAUCUCAGAUCCACUGUAUUGAGGACUUUCACAGGAAGUUUGCCCCCCGCUGCUCAGUAUGUGGCAAGCCCAUAAUGCCAGAGCCUGGGCAGGAGGAGACAGUGAGGAUUGUUGCACUGGAUCGCAGUUUCCAUGUUAACUGCUAUGUUUGUGAGGAUUGUGGUCUUCUCCUCUCUUCAGAGGGCGAGGGAAGAGGCUGCUAUCCCCUGGACGGACACAUUCUGUGCAAAGGCUGCAGCGCCCGUCGCAUCCAAGAUCUCUCUGCCAAAAUCUCCACUGACUGCUAAUGCCCCCGUCACUCUGUUCCCUUUUCUCUCUUCAUGGUUAUUCUUAAGAAUGUACCACUAUCUGAACAUCCACCACCUGGAUUUUCUUCCAUCCUUGACUUUACCUGUUGAUCGCACAAAUAAUAUGAAGACGUCCCUCUCAGGUUAGCAUAGAGCUGAAGAGAAAUAAAAAUAGCUCUUGCGCUUAGAGUAGUUUCACUGGAAAGCCGUUUCCUCAAGAAUAUAGAAAAACAGGUGGUGAAUGAAUUACGAUGGUGUUUAUAAUCCUUCAUACAAAAUGUGAGUCUCGUGAACAGGGUGCAUUUCUGUCUUUAGAGAAGCAGUCGCUUUUACAACACCAAAAUUAUAACCUCUAAUGGAAAUAUAGUUAACAGUCAGUUUCCUCAAAUAACGCCCCAAUUCUGCUGGCAGUUGGGGUCACUUCACAAUGUCCCCAUUUCAGAUCAUCUCUUUUUUUUUUCUUGAAUAUCCAAUGCUCAUUAUUUUAAUACUUGAAAUCAUGAUUGUUGAAGGAUAUUAUUACUGUAUUUCAUUUACUGACUUGAUAUUAGUUUAUUAUCAUUACGUUCAUCAGGAUGCUAAUGAUAAUUCUGGUAAAAGGUGGGAAAAGUUUAACACGGGCAGCUGUUUUGUUCUGUUUUCCCUGCUUUUUCUAGCUCAGUCGUUACAAGACAGGUGUUGUCAGGUAGGAAUAAAGGAUCAGUGUAUUUAAUGACCACUUCAAUGAAGGAAAUCUUUUGACAGGUGUAUGUUGGAUCAGUUUCAUUGUGCAAAGCUGAAUAGCUGCAGUAAAGUUUGGUUUUGGCAGCAGGGUGGAUCAUUUUCAAGGAGUUUGAAUAAUGAGAAAUAGAGAGCGAUUAGGGAAAGGAAUCUACUAGGUGGCUUCUCAUUAGAAAUAGGACAUUUCUUAUAACAUCGAGGAACUUAGUCGCAAUUUUGUUGACUAACAGAAGGUAAAUGGUCAAGUAUGAAGUUUACAAGGAGGUAAAGUAUGUAUUAGAUAUAGUUACACAUCUGACUCUUAUGUGGAGAUUGUUACUGAUUGGCUUUAUUUUUUUUUACAUCUCUUUUCUGCUUUAUUUUGUCAAAUGCAUUUUUAAUUGUGUUAUUUGGAUAAUGUGUAGCAGCAAGCAUCCAUUGCUUAAUGUCAUUAUAUAAAAAGGUUUCAAAUAAGGUGUUGAUUGUUUGAAGCGGAAUAAUAAAGUGCGUGUUUGCGCUGACAAAUAGUUACAAUUAUCUAGAAACUAAAAGCAUAAAGUGGUUCA